AAUUCCCUACCUAAUCCUGCUGGUGCUAGAAGGAAUGCCUCUCCUGCUGCUGGAGUUUGCAAUUGGCCAGCGUCUCAGGAAAGGCAGCGUGGGAGUGUGGAGGGCCAUCAGCCCUUAUCUGACAGGUGUUGGUAUUGCCUCCAUGCUGGUGUCCUUUUUGGUUGCACUGUACUACAACACCUUAAUAGCCUGGAUCAUGUGGUAUCUCUUCAAUUCCUUUCAAAACCCGCUGCCUUGGAGCCAAUGUCCUCUCAAUGACAAUGGGACAGGCUAUGUACCAGAGUGUCAACUGAGCUCCACUGUGGAUUAUUACUUUUACCGUGUGACUCUGAAUAGUUCAGCCUCUAUAUCCGACUCUGGGGGAAUCCAGUGGCCCAUAGUACUUUGUCUGUUAGCUGCCUGGUCAAUCGUCGGUAUAUGCUGCAUAAGGGGGAUCAGCAGUACAGGCAAGGCAGUGUACAUCACAGCCAUCCUGCCUUUCAUAGUGUUGGCAAUUUUCCUGAUCCGAGGACUGACUCUUAAAGGCGCCCUGAGCGGAAUCAAGUUCCUCUUCACACCAGAUGUGAACGAGUUGAUUAAACCAACAACUUGGCUGGACGCAGGUGCCCAGGUAUUUUACUCCUUUGGUUUGGCAUGGGGAGGCCUCAUCUCUUUCUCAAGCUACAACCCUGUUCACAACAACUGCGUGCAAGAUGCUGUGGUCCUAUCUGCCAUAACUGGACUCGCCUCAGUCUAUGCUGCUACAGUUACCUAUACCAUCAUUGGCUUCAGGGCCACAGAGAAAUAUGACCACUGUAUCAAUGAAAACAUCAUGACAUUAUUAAAUGAAUUCAAUCUUCCUGAAGACAGCAUCACUACAAGCAACUAUGAGGCAGCCUUUAAUCAUCUGAACAGCUCUUAUCCAGAUAUUGUUCUUGGAUUGGAGAUUAAAACCUGUGACAUGCAGAAACUACUCAGUGAGGGAGUGGAGGGAACAGGUCUGGCCUUCAUUGUUUUCACAGAGGCCAUCACCAAGAUGCCUGGUUCCCCAAUUUGGUCUGUCCUCUUUUUCAUCAUGCUUCUCUGCUUGGGGCUCUCAACCCUGUUUGGCAACAUCGAAGGAGUGGUGGUCCCCUUGAAAGACCUCAAUGUUUUCCCUAAAAAAUGGCCCCAUGAAGCACUGACUGGAAUUACGUGUGUUGUCGCCUUCAUCAUGUCCCUCCUGUUUGCACAGCAUUCAGGGAUUUAUUGGCUAACUCUCUUUGAUAACUUUGCUGGAUCUGUUCCACUACUGACCAUUGGACUGUUUGAGAUGAUAGCUGUUGUUUACAUCUACGGCAUAGACAGGUUCAAUGAGGACGUGGAGUUCAUGACUGGACGUAAACCCUCCAUCUUCUGGCAGUGUACAUGGAGGCUCAUCAGUCCUCUAAUCGUCCUGGUCAUCUUAGUUUUUUACCUGGUGACACAAGUUCAAGAGGAGCUCACCUAUUUAGUCUGGGAUCCAAACUCUGAGAAGUUCCCGUCUCUGGCAUCAAUACCGUACCCUUCAUGGAUCAACGCAAUCAUCUUUGUUUUGGCUGGAGUCCCCAGUUUGGCUGUACCUGUGUAUGCAUUAUGUAGGUUUCUUUUUGUUUGCUGCAAGAAAAAAUAGCAACCGGAGAAAAAAUGUGCCAAAUUUCUUGAAGUGAUAAAGAUCCUAAAAUUCAGAAUACAACAAAAUGUUAUUUAGUUUGUGUUCAAAAUCGAUAUUUAUAUUACAAUGUUUUUUUUUUCUAUUUAUAUUGAUGCACAGGUUCAUAAAGCACAAUAUUGAAUUUUUAUUGAUGCACAUAUCUGCUCAUGUUUUGUGCAGUUUCAUGGCUACUGUGUAAAUAUAGUCACUAAUUGCACUUUUGUUUGCUAAUAAAGUUUCUUGUUGUACUGGACUUUUCCAACAAGUCAGCCUUCUGUUUUCCACCCAUCCAUAUUUUAUACAUCCUGUUCAUCUGAGGAUUAUUAAUCUAUGUAUGUAUAGCAUAUAGCUCUCUUGUGCUUUUUGCCAUUGAAACAUUAUUCUGCAUAUAUAACUUUCCAAAAAAUACUAUUCAAACAUAUACUGCACCCAAUAACACUGUCUACCAAAACACAUCAGUCAGUAUUUGCCAGCAGCUGCUUUGUGACGUACAAAUACACAGACAGAAGAAGUAGAGCAGCAAAUUGGCCAAGAGAGGGAGCCUUUACACGGACAUAUAGUGGCAGGAAAGUCAGGUCUAUAAGGUGCAGAUAAGGCUCCCAGCAUGUCAUGUAGGGACAAUGGAGUCUUUGACAAUAAUGUUCAAGGUUCUUCAACUGUUAUAAUAUUAACAGACCACUAUGACAGGAAUAAUAAAUCACUUAUUCAACCACUCCUUC
Thunnus maccoyii (southern bluefin tuna) is the source of this 2370-nucleotide messenger RNA. Its product is annotated as sodium-dependent neutral amino acid transporter B(0)AT1-like. NCBI's taxonomy places the organism in Eukaryota, Metazoa, Chordata, Actinopteri, Scombriformes, Scombridae. The transcript has 11 exons. Bases 35 to 1630 code for a protein of 531 amino acids. The record is from RefSeq and is a predicted model, not a curated record. Gene Ontology annotation, cellular component: membrane. Gene Ontology annotation, biological process: sodium ion transmembrane transport.